Molecule: messenger RNA, 2027 nt
Organism: Trifolium pratense (red clover)
Lineage: Eukaryota; Viridiplantae; Streptophyta; Magnoliopsida; Fabales; Fabaceae
Product: ethylene-responsive transcription factor RAP2-7-like
Exons: 10
Coding region: 374-1828 (484 amino acids)
Biological process (GO): regulation of DNA-templated transcription
Molecular function (GO): DNA binding; DNA-binding transcription factor activity
Source: RefSeq, a predicted model, not a curated record
ACAAAGCAAAAGUGUUGCUUCCCACUUCCCUUCUCUCUCUCAUCCAUUACUUCGCAAUGCUUUCACUCUCUCCGCCGAUCAAAUGAACUUUCGUUUUCUGUGAGUUUCUUCCUCCACCUCUCCCUUUUCCGGUCACCGGAAAAGUUCUCCGACGAUAAUCUUCAUUUUGCUUUGUAUUUCUCUCUCUCUAUAACGACUUCUUCAACUGCUUAUUCGAUUCGAUCGGAGAAUCAUCAUCGCCGCCGUCGGCGAAGUUGAAAGUUAGUUGAACUUAUUGUAGCUCAAAUUUAACAAACAUCUGGAAAAAUAAACUAUAAAUAGUAAAAUUAAACUUAAUAGCUUAAUAGUUCAGUUUAAUUGAAGAUUAAGUGCUAUGUUAGAUCUUAAUCUAAACGAUGAGAACUCGACCGAUUCGACUCAGAACAUUAACUCACCAAUGAUUUCGGAGAAUUUUCCCCAAACUUCAUGGAAUCAAAUGGUGGAAUCAGGAACAUCGAAUUCUUCAAUAUUCAAUGCGGACGGUUCAAGCAACAACGCAAACGAUGAGGACUCGUGUUCCACGCGCGUUGAUGACGUUUUCACUUUCAGUUUCGAUAUUCUUAAAAUGGAAGGUUCAAACGACGUCGUAACGAAGGAGUUUUUUCCUGUGAAUGGAGGAGGUGAUGAUGAUGAAGGUUGGUGUAAUAAUUGGAAGUUGCAAGCUACGUCAUCGUUUCCUGUGAAGAAUGGUUCAGUUGAUCUAUCGUUUAAUCAGAAUGAAGAGAUGAAGAUUGUUCAGCCUCAACAACAAGCUAAGAAGAGUAGAAGAGGACCAAGGUCUCGAAGCUCGCAAUACAGAGGAGUCACGUUUUACAGAAGAACUGGAAGAUGGGAAUCACAUAUCUGGGAUUGCGGGAAACAAGUUUAUUUAGGUGGAUUUGACACAGCUCAUGCUGCUGCUAGAGCCUAUGAUCGAGCUGCAAUUAAGUUCAGAGGAGUUGGUGCUGACAUAAAUUUCAAUCUGAAUGAUUAUGAGGAUGAUCUUAAACAGACGAAGAAUUUAUCCAAAGAGGAAUUUGUGCACAUACUUCGUCGUCAAAGUACUGGUUUCUCAAGAGGGAGUUCAAAAUACCGCGGAGUAACACUCCACAAAUGUGGCCGUUGGGAAGCUCGAAUGGGACAAUUCCUUGGCAAAAAGUAUAUAUAUCUUGGGUUAUUCGACAGCGAAGUAGAAGCCGCAAGGGCUUAUGACAAAGCAGCUAUCAUUAACAAUGGAAGGGAAGCAGUGACUAAUUUUGAGCCCAGCACAUACCAAGGAGAGAUGAAAUCUGCAGCCAACAAUGAAGGUGGCAGUCAAAAUCUUGAUCUCAAUUUGGGCAUAGCCACACCAGGACCUGGUCCCAAGGAAAAUUCAGGGAAAUUUCACUCCCCUUCUGUCCCUUACACAAGUUCAAGGAUGGAAACCAAUGUUUUAGGAACCGGUAAUCCAUCUUUGAAAAGGCUAUUAGUAACUGAAGAGCAUCAUUCUCUAUCGAAUGGCAUGUAUCCCGCUUUCUUUCCCAAUGAGGGAAGAGCAGAUAGUAUCGGCAAAGAUCCUUCCAAAGGACACCCCAAUUGGGCGUGGCAACCUCAUGGCCAGAUCACUGCUAUCCCAAUGCCACCAGCCUCUGCAGCAGCAGCAUCAUCAGGAUUCUCAAUUUCGUCUCCAUUUCCAUCAUUGACUCCCACAUUUCCACCAAGAUCUAUGAAUACAAUUCCUCAUAGUCUCUAUUUUACUUUGCCCAAUGUACCCAACAGCAACGCGUCUCAAUAUUAUUAUCAGGUUAAGCCCCCGCAGGCACCACCCUAGCCUAUCUUGUACUACAGAUGGAAAGCAAGCAAACCAUAAAAAGUGUUUGCAUUCAAAAUUCUUUUGUAUGAUUCAGUGACCAACUUGUGUAUAGUGAGACUUGUCCACUGAUUUAUGCCUUAUGUUGGGAUAAAUCAUCCUUGAAGAAUUGCUAUUUUUUCUAGUGCACUGGUAUUACAAUGGUGCUGUUUUCCUCAAA